Bursaphelenchus okinawaensis is the source of this 2017-nucleotide messenger RNA. Lineage: Eukaryota; Metazoa; Nematoda; Chromadorea; Rhabditida; Aphelenchoididae. The record is from the annotation of a GenBank genome assembly.
AUGGUGGAGAACCUGGCCAGAUUGGCCCAAUUCGACUCGGAUCCAGAAGUUCGAAGGGCGGCCAAAUUGGUAUUUUUGGAAAGAGAAGGAUUCGAUUCACCAGACGUGUUGUCUGAUGUGGAUCAAAUGCACCCAACUCUCGAUAUGCAAAUUCAUGUGCGUUUUUAGCAUUUUUUUAAAGUUUAUGAUGGUGGUUAUCAGUAGGAUGGGGAGUGUGCGGUAGAUUGUUGUAGAUUAUGAAAGUUUGCUGUAAUGUAAAAUUGGACAUGGUAAACUAUUAACUAGUACGCUGAGAUACGGUAGGUUGGGAUCAGGGGCGUCGCUAGGGGGGAGGGGGUGCAGGGGGGGUGGAUCCACCCCCCCUCCCCCCAGAGCCGAUCCGAAAAAAAUAAAUUGCACAGGUGUACCUGUGCGCGAAAAAUCGCAAAAAAAAAUUUUUGAAAAAUCGGUCUACAGGUAGCUAGCUACCUGUGGACGAAAAAAUUUUUUUGGGUCUCCACCCUUUCCCCCCCCCCUCCAGAAAAAAUCCGUAGCGACGCCCCUGGUUGAGAAAAAAUCCGUAGCGACGCCCCUGGUUACGUUAGGGCCUAGGGUACGUUAGGGCCUAGGGUACGUUAGGGCCUAGGGUACGUUAGGGCCUAGGGUACGUUAGGGCCUAGGGUACGUUAGGGCCUAGGGUACGUUAGGGCCUAGGGUACGUUAGGGCCUAGGGUACGUUAGGGCCUAGGGUACGUUAGGGCCUAGGGUACGUUAGGGCCUAGGGUACGUUAGGGCCUAGGGUACGUUAGGGCCUAGGGUACGUUAGGGCCUAGGGUACGUUAGGGCCUAGGGUACGUUAGGGCCUAGGGUACGGUAGGGCCUAGGGUACGGUAGGCCUUAGGGUAGGGGCGAGGAUUUGGUAAGGUACUGUAGGACAGGGAAACUGAUAUUCUGGCAUUUUCAGUACAUUCCUAAUCUUGCACGUGCUAAAUUCCGCGAGCCAUGGUCGGAACUUGCCGGUUGGAACGUUUUGAACCAUAUGGAGGACUUUGUUGAUGCAGGUCCAAACUAUCGUGUACUCAGUGACGUACUGUCUAGUACUCGAAAAGGACCGGGCGAGGACGAUUUUCACAGUGCUGCUGAUUGGCUGACCGCUGACGAUGAUAAGACGGCUAGUCCAGACGGAAAUGUUGGCUCGGUGGAGAGUACUGGUACUGAGGGUACUGGAUUGGGUAGAAGUAGUAUUGGUGGUACAGGAAAUGAGACUAUAACAGCUGUUACUAGUAUUGAUGGUACUGGCUUUGGUAGUACUAGUACUGGUACAGAUGGUACUACAAUUGGUAGUAUGGAUACUGAUGAUACUGGUAGUGAUGGAGGAGUCAAAAAUAAUACUAUUAUUGAUAUUAGUGGUACAGACGGUCCAAAUGGUAGUAUUAAUCCUAGUACUAGUGGAGUAAAUGGUACGAUUACUGGAGCUAAGGAUACUGAUGAUAUGGAUGCCAUUAGUACUAGUGCUAUUGAUACUGAACUUCUUUGUCUUGGUGGUACUAAAAUGGAUGUUGAUGGCGCUGAUACGAAUGGUACUAUCACUAGGGAUACUGUUGCUGAUAGUGCUAUGGAAGUUGGUACUGGUACUGAUGGUUGUUCAGGAGGAGCUAAUACUGGCGGUACUGAUGGUAUGGACGGUGCUAGAGUUGUUGGUAGGAUGUGUAAAGCUAGUACUGGUUCUACAGAUGAUGGUAUGGAUGUUCGUAUGAAUGAAGCUAGUACCGGUCCUAUCGAUCGCACUAUGGAUUGCUCUAGUACUGGUGCUAAUGAUGGUCGUAAGCUUGGAGAUGUUACUGGUGGUACUGAUGACGGUUUGCGUGGCUCUAGUACAAGUGGGGUUACAGAUGAAACUGGUAGUAAUGGCAUUGAAUUGCUUGAAGUUGUUGGUACGAAAUUAAAAGAAGAAAGCGAUGGAUCAAGUACAGUAUCAAAGGAAGAAGAACAAAUUCAGAUUGAUGAUGAUGACCAGGGUGAUUGCAGUCAAGUGUGA